CAAAAGGCCCCGCCCACUCCGCGGCGUGAUUCUUACAGUGCUCAACAACUCUCGAUUACUAUUGGGCCCCUUAGAAGAUGGUACUGCCUACCCUCUGAAGCUCUCCUCUUCUAUUGGCUGAGGCCAGGGAAAGAGGCAAAGGGGCUGCUCGCCAGGGUGCAGCGAAAUGAUGUUCCUCCGGCAACAAUAGACAGGAUUUUCAGAUCCUAGAGAGACGGAGAUCCUAGUCGUUGGAAAUGAAGGGUAGAAGGAAGGGCUGGGCUUGGCACGGGGCCGUGGGAAUUAUAGAGGGGCGAGGGCUUGAGUCCCGUAUUUUUCAUCUGGCCAUUACAUAGCCUUAGGGGAAGCAAGAGCAUCUCAGUAGAUGGGAGGGAUGAUUUCCGGGGAACCCAUGCACUGGCCCUGAGAAAAUCUUGUCCAAACAUCUGGGAAGACUCCUACUUGUUUUCCUGGAACUCUACAAUUUCUCGCCCCUCCCCAGCUUUCCCUCCCGCCGUUCCCUCGGCCUCGGAUACCCUUCCUCAACUGACAAACUCAUCUUCAGUGCCUAGCUCCAAGGUCCCCUUCGCAAAGAAGCCUUCCUGGAACACGCAGAACAGCCCUCUCUCCCUUCUCGACUACUCUGGCCCACGUCUGCUCCUGCAGAGUUGAGUGUCCGGGCUGUCUCUGGCUCCCCGAAAGCCGGAAAGGGGAAUCUGAGAGAUUACUUUCAGGUUAACCCAGGACAGCGCUGGCUCGCAGAAUAAAGCGCUGAUGGAGGAAUUCCAGGCGCUGGAUGGGCGGGAUCUCCGGGGACGCUUUCGCACGGAAAAUUCUCUGGUUCUUGAACAGGGCGGGCGGGCGGCGGGCCUAUACUUUGGGAAGAAUCGAACAUUCUUUUAAUCAACUCUGCGCCUCACCCUGCUCGGUUUUGUGUUUUGUUUUGUUUUGUUUGUUCUUCAUUUGUAAAAGAGGGAUGAAAGAUGACAUUCGCAUUCUCCGAGUUGUUCCAUCUGUUAAAAUUAUACAUCAAGCGCCUACUGUGAGAGCAACGAGAAUCAGUCUGGGUCCCUACCCUUGCUGGGCCCAGUCUAACAGAGAAGUUUACUCAGGAUGGUCAGGGAGUCCGGGUGACAGGCAAAAUACAGGACGCCCAUUUAAAUGUGAAUUUCAGAUAAACAAUGAGCAACGUUUUAGUAUAGCUAUGUCCCGUGUAAUAUUUGAGACAUACUAAAAAUAUAUUCGUUUAUCUAAAAUUCACACUCAACUAGGAGGACUGUAUUUCUAUUUGCUAAACUUGGUAGUUCUAUCGGGUCCUCUCUGAGGACGUUACAUCCUGAAGGAUGCAGGGGUUAACUAGACACAGAAGGUGUAAAAACUGUCCUAGGCAGCUGAGCAGCAUGUGCUAAGGCCCUAAGGCAGGACCUGAUAUAGUUAUUCUCAUCCCUGCUGUGGUGGUUGAAGUUAUUGUUACCAGGAAUCUCCUGCGCCCAGGCCUUCCCGGUCCCACGCCCAUCUCAGAUUCCAAACAGUUGGGGAAACCGUCUCCAAGGCGGAGAAUCCAGGCCCAGGGCGGGCGGGGACGAGACCCAGAAUACAGCAAGGGCGGGGACCAGGAGGAGAAUGCACGUUCGGUGCGGGCGGGGACGAACACCAGAUUGCGAGGUGGGCGGGCGAGAACGAAACCCAGAAAACAACACAGGCGGAGUCGAGAACCAGAGAACGACGUGCGCGGGGCCGAGAAGGAGAAUCGAGGUUCGGCGCGGGCGGGGACGAGAAGCAGCGCUCGGGCACGCGAGGACGGCGGCUGGCGCGGGCGGGCGCGGCCUUUGUCUCCUCCUCUGGCGCGCUCCGCCGCUGUACCGGCCCCAUGAGCCCGUGGCCCCCCGGAGCCUGGGCCGCCCGCAGCCCCUGACCUGACCUGCCCUCGCCAUGACCGAAGCCGCCUCUGGCGCCGGGGGAACGUCCCUGGAGGGCGAGCGUGGCAAGAGGCCCCCGCCGGAGGGCGAGCCUGCAGCCCCGGCGUCUGGAGUUCUGGAUAAGCUUUUUGGGAAGCGGCUCCUGCAGGUGGGUCGGUAUCUGGUGUCCCACAAGGCAUGGAUGAAGACGGUGCCCACAGAGAAUUGCGACGUAUUGAUGACCUUCCCAGACACGACCGAUGAUCACACUCUGCUAUGGCUGCUGAACCACAUCCGCGUGGGCAUCCCCGAGCUCAUCGUGCAAGUCCGCCACCACCGCCACACGCGUGCCUACGCCUUCUUCGUCACCGCCACGUAUGAGAGCCUACUCAGAGGGGCCGACGAGCUGGGUCUGCGCAAAGCAGUGAAGGCUGAGUUUGGCGGGGGCACCCGCGGAUUCUCCUGCGAGGAGGACUUCAUCUACGAGAAUGUGGAGAGUGAGCUGCGCUUCUUCACCUCCCAGGAGCGCCAGAGCAUCAUCCGCUUCUGGCUGCAGAACCUACGUGCCAAGCAGGGCGAGGCACUGCACAACGUGCGCUUUCUGGAAGACCAGCCAAUCAUCCCUGAACUGGCGGCCCGAGGGAUCAUCCAACAGGUGUUUCCAGUCCACGAGCAGCGCAUCCUGAACCGCCUCAUGAAGUCAUGGGUGCAGGCUGUGUGUGAAAACCAGCCUCUAGGUGUGGCCCAGGCUGGGGGAUGGGUGAGGGGUCCCAGGAGGCAGGCAGGGCUAACUGGGACCCCUCUAUCCCUGGCAGAUGAGAUCUGCGACUACUUUGGAGUCAAGAUUGCCAUGUACUUCGCCUGGCUGGGUUUCUACACAUCAGCAAUGGUGUACCCAGCUGUCUUUGGCUCUGUCCUGUACACAUUCACGGAGGCUGAUCAGACAAGCCGGGAUGUAUCCUGUGUGGUCUUUGCCCUCUUCAACGUGGUCUGGUCAACGCUGUUCCUGGAGGAGUGGAAACGGAGGGGGGCGGAGCUGGCCUAUAAGUGGGGAACGUUGGACUCACCUGGGGAAGCCGUGGAGGAGCCACGACCCCAGUUCAGGGGCGUGCGACGCAUCAGCCCCGUGACUCGGGCUGAAGAAUUCUACUACCCUCCCUGGAAGCGGCUGCUCUUCCAGCUGCUCGUGAGUCUCCCCCUGUGCCUCACCUGCCUGGCCUGCGUGUUCCUGCUCAUGCUCGGCUGCUUCCAGCUGCAGGAGCUGGUGCUGAGCGUGAAGGGACUGCCCCGUCUCGCCCGCUUCCUGCCAAAAGUCAUGCUAGCCCUGCUGGUCAGUGCAAGCGCAGAGGGCUACAAGAAGCUGGCUGUCUGGCUCAAUGACAUGGAGAAUUACCGGCUGGAGAGCGCCUACGAGAAGCACCUCAUUAUCAAGGUUGUCCUGUUCCAAUUCGUCAACUCAUACCUGAGCCUAUUCUAUAUUGGCUUCUACCUCAAAGACAUGGAGCGCCUGAAAGAGAUGCUGGCCACCCUGCUGAUCACCCGCCAGUUCCUCCAGAAUGUUCGGGAGGUGCUGCAGCCCCAUCUGUACCGGCGACUGGGCCGUGGCGAGCUUGGCCUGCGGGCCGCUUGGGAGCUGGCCCGUGCCCUACUUGGCCUGCUGAGCCUCCGGCGCCCUGCACUCCACCACCUCGAACCCCAGGCUGAAGAGGGUGGUGGUGGCAGCAGCAGUGGUGGGGGGCGCAGGUGUCUCAGCGGGGGCUGUGGGGCUCCUGAGGAGGAGGAGGAAGCCACAAUGGAGCGGCGGCCCGCGGGGGAAGGUGGGGAAAUAGGGGAUGGGCCUCGGGGGGGCAAGGAGGAGGAGGAGGAGGACGAGGAUGAGGAUGAGGAAGAGGAGGAUGAGGAUGAGGACGAAGGUGAAGAAGACGGCCUCCUGGACUGCGGGCUCCGACUGAAGAAGGUCAGCUUUGCUGAGCGAGGGUCUGGGCGGCGUCGACCUGGCCCAAGCCCAGAGGCCCUCCUGGAGGAGGGGAGCCCUACCAUGGUGGAGAAGGGGCUGGAACCAAGUGUGUUCACAUUGGCUGAGGAAGAUGAUGAGGCCGAAGGGACUCCCAGCAGCCCUGAGCGGGAACCCCCGGCUGUUCUGCUUCGCCGGGCCGGAGGCGAGGGCCGAGAUCAGGGGCCUGAUGGGGGCCCGGACCCAGAGCCAGGUUCGGGUGACUCAGCUCGGAGGCAGCGUCGGCAGAACAGGUCAUCUUGGAUCGACCCACCAGAGGAGGAACACUCACCCCAGCUCACCCAGGCCGAGCUGGAGAGCUGUAUGAAGAAAUAUGAGGACACGUUCCAGGACUACCAGGAGAUGUUUGUGCAGUUUGGCUACGUCGUGCUCUUCUCGUCUGCCUUCCCGCUGGCCGCCCUCUGCGCUCUGGUCAACAACCUCAUCGAGAUCCGCAGCGACGCCCUCAAGCUGUGCACGGGGCUGCAGCGGCCCUUUGGGCAGCGGGUGGAGAGCAUUGGCCAGUGGCAGAAGGUGAUGGAGGUCAUGGGUGUCCUAGCAAUCGUGGUCAACUGCUAUCUCAUUGGCCAGUGUGGGCAGCUGCAGCGCCUCUUCCCCUGGCUCAGCCCCGAGGCGGCCAUCGUGUCUGUGGUGGUGCUUGAGCACUUCGCUCUGCUCCUCAAGUACCUCAUCCACGUGGCCAUCCCCGACAUCCCAGGCUGGGUGGCUGAGGAGAUGGCCAAGCUGGAGUACCAGCGCCGGGAGGCAUUUAAGAGACAUGAGCGCCAGGCCCAGCACCGCUAUCAGCAGCAGCAGCGGCGGAGGCGGGAGGAGGAGGAGCGCCAGCGCCACGCGGAGCAUCACGCCCGGAGGGAGCGCGACACCAGUGGACGGGAGGAGGCUCGGGCUGAGGGCUCCGGGCAGGACCCGGCUGCCCCUGAGAAGGCCUCAGCCAAGGCCAAGGGCAGUGGGGCAGGCAGUCAUGGGCCAGAGCGGCCCAAGCGCCCAGGGUCCCUGCUGGCACCUAACAACGUCAUGAAGCUGAAGCAGAUCAUCCCACUGCAGAGCAAGUUCCUGUCAUCCGGGGCCGCGUCCUCACUGGCUAGCGUGGGGGCUGGCCUCACCGCCCGGCCGCCCCCUGCCCAGUCGCCCACGGGUAGCGACACCCGCCUGCCAGCUUUCCUCAGCUUCAAAUUCCUCAAGUCACCUGAGACCCGGCGGGACCCUGAGCGUAGCCACUCGCCACCCAAGGCCUUCCACGCCGGCAAGCUCUUCCCCUUCGGCGGGGCCCGGGCUGAGGCCGGGUCCAACGGGGCGGGCGGGCAGGCCCGGCAGGACGGGACCCCCGGCGGUGGCAGUGGCCGGGCCCAGCGGAGUGGGCCGGCGGACGAGGCUACAGCUGAGGAGCCGGACACACCCCGGCCCGAAGAGGAAGGCUCAGGGACAGCGCUGGCCCCCAUGGGCGCCCCCGCCCUCCGCACCCGCCGCAGCCGGAGCCCUGCGCCGCCGCCACAGCCGCCGCCAACACCGCUGCCCCGGCCCCCGACGCCACCCGCCGGCUGCUGGCAGUGGGACGGGCCGUGGGGCUGCGGGGGCGAGGGCACCGCCCCCCGCCAGGCUCCGGCCACCGCCGAGUGCCCGCCCUGCGCCCUCGCCGGGCCCCCGCCCGCCCCCCAGCCCCUGCCGGGGGACGCCAGCUUCUACAGCCUCCCACCGCCGCCGCCUCCCUCCUCCGAGCCCUCAGAGCCCCCGGCGCCUUCGCCCAGCCCCAGCCCCAGCCCCCAGGCCGUGUGCUGGCCCAGCGGCUGGCAUUAGCUCCACCCACCCUGCCUUCCUGUUUUCAUAUGCAAUAUCAACCACGGACCCGGGCGGCGGCUGCCUUCCAGAAAACGCUUCCGCCCAGCCAGAUGUACCCCAGUAUUGGCUGUCCCCUCCUGGGACAGCCCCUCCAGGGGCCCCUCUAUCUGCCGUUUCCCUUUCUACCAGGAUGGGGGAAAUGAAAGGAAAUCCCAAAAACACAACAGAAAACACACAGAAUAGGCGAUUAUUUAUUUGUUUUUAAUUUAUUUUGUCAUAUUUUUGUAAAACGGCAGAAAUGCAAUAAAAAGUAUAUUUCGACAGUG
Camelus dromedarius (Arabian camel) is the source of this 5993-nucleotide messenger RNA. RefSeq names its product anoctamin 8 (gene ANO8). Lineage: Eukaryota; Metazoa; Chordata; Mammalia; Artiodactyla; Camelidae. The transcript is spliced from 17 exons. The record is from RefSeq and is a predicted model, not a curated record. Bases 1912 to 5685 code for a protein of 1257 amino acids.